UCGUAACCUUAGCACACCAAACACAAGUGCUUGGGUUCGUUUAGAUUUUUUUGUUCACCAGUAAAAAAAAAAUCAACAGGAUUGUAAAUAUUGUAUAAGACAUUACACCUAUCGAGCAUAAAAAUAUUUUAAUUAAUAAAUAGUGAUAAUCGUCCGAUUAUCACGUGACCUUGUGGACGACCUCUGACUUGAAAUCGUCCCAACGUGUAGUUGGUCGUGUUGCGAAUUGUUAAUCACGAUCACCAUCAAUCAUCACCGAGUAAUUGUCUUGUUUAAAUUUAACCAACACUAAAAAGUUUAUCAUAAUUAACAGCAGGACCUCGGUGACAAUUUAUAAUCAGUAGUAUUUAAUUAAACGUAUUGAUAACUCAUUAAAUUAAAGGGAAAAAAUAAACCAAUUUGAAAAUGUUGCUACGAACGACUGCUCAACUUCGUAAUGAUCUGGCUCGUGUCACACUACGUAAUUCUAUUCGUACAAAUGUCGUCAGAUGUUUAACCACACGAUGUCUUCACAGAAAAUCACUCCAAAGGUAUCAAGGAUCCAGUGGAAAAUUUAUAGCUGAGCCAUGGAAACAACAAUUUAGAUAUUAUGCUGAUUAUCCAGAUCAUAUUAAAGUAACACUUCCUGCUUUAUCACCAACUAUGGAAACGGGAACUAUUAUUAGUUGGCAAAAAAAAGAAGGUGAUAAAUUAAAUGAAGGUGAUCUGCUAGCAGAAAUAGAAACAGACAAAGCGACGAUGGGUUUUGAAACACCAGAGGAAGGAUAUUUAGCGAAAAUAAUGGUACCUGCGGGUACUAAAAACAUCGGAAUAGGUACACUGGUGUGUAUAAUUGUACCCGAUGCGUCAAGUGUGACAGCAUUUAAAGAUUUCAAAGACGACGGGUCUGCGGCAUCAGCUCCCGCAGCUGCUGCGCCUCCUCCACCUCCGCCACCAAAGGCAGCUCCGCCACAAGCAGCUCCAAAAGCAACAGCACCGCCUCCGUCAAUACCCACCGCUGCUGGAGACAGAGUCUAUGCAAGUCCGAUGGCCAAAAGAUUGGCCGCCGAACGGGGAAUAAGCUUACAAGGAUUAAAAGGUUCCGGCUUAUUUGGAUCGAUAACAUCAAAAGAUUUAGAAGGCGCAGCUUCAAUGGCUGGGACUGCUUCCGCCGGUGGUGUUGAUAUUCCAGUUUCAAAUGUCCGGGGCGUGAUUGCGAAACGUUUGCUCGAAAGUAAGCAAACAAUUCCUCAUUAUUAUCUAACAAUCGAUGUGAAAAUGGACGCCGCGUUAAAAAUGCGGGAACAAUUUAAUCGUAUUAUGGAAAAAGAAAAUGUUAGAAUUAGUGUUAACGAUAUUAUUAUAAAAGCCAUGGCCAUGGCAUGUAAAAAAGUACCAGAAGGUAAUACUGCUUGGCUUGGAAAUGUUAUCCGACAAUAUGAUAACGUUGACGUGAGUGUAGCAGUAAGUACUGAAUCAGGAUUGAUAACUCCUAUAGUAUUUGGCGCUGACUGGAAAGGUAUAGCCCAAAUAAGUAAAGACGUCAAAGCACUUGCUGCUAAAGCAAGAGAAGGAAAACUUCAGCCACAGGAAUUCCAAGGUGGCACGAUAACAGUUUCAAAUUUGGGAAUGUUUGGUAUUAAACAAUUUUCAGCGAUUGUUAAUCCGCCGCAGUCGAUAAUCCUCGCGAUAGGUACAACUGAAAAUCGACUUAUUCCUGCUGAUAAUGAAAGAGGUUACAAUUCGGCCCAGUUCAUGUCGGUGACGGCAAGUUGCGAUCAUAGAACAGUCGAUGGUGCUGUUGGUGCCCAAUGGCUCUCGGCAUUCAGAAGUCUCAUGGAAAACCCGAUGACUAUGUUACUUUAAUUGUCAUAAAAUUAUUAAAUAAUUUAAAAAAAAAAAAUAGUUAAUGCACAUACGAGAAUAAACGAAAACGAUAAAUUAUUCUCAGGUACAAGAUGAUACUUAUUCUGGUAACAAUUUUAUUUUAAACAAAAUAUAUUAAUCAUACGUCAUUUUUUAAAUUUACUCUCAGUUCAAUAUUGAGGUGAUUGAGAAAAUAAAUCAAAGCUGUAUCAUCCGAAGUACUAAUUAGUUGAAAAUUUUAGGAACGGAGAAAAUUUUCACGCGAGUGAAGAUUUAAAGUUAUUUUUUUUUUCCUUUUUUAGAGUUUGUAAAAUAAUGAAAUGGCUUUAUUGUAAAGUCGUUAUGAGUCUGUUGACAUAAAUAAUUUAUAAAUAGGUCGUUAUUGCUACUGUCAUUUAAUUAAAGGUCUAAGAGCAACAUAUUUGUUGGCCUGCCUAUUUGUGUACAUAAAAUUUCGCUGGAAUAUGAAUCAUAAAUUAUUUAAAUAAAAACAGUAAUGAAAUAUUAUUAUGUGACAUGUGACUAAGGCCAGGUGUAUCUGAUAAUGUAAAAAAAAUAAUAAAUUAUAAACAAAACUAA
Molecule: messenger RNA, 2424 nt
Organism: Microplitis mediator
Lineage: Eukaryota; Metazoa; Arthropoda; Insecta; Hymenoptera; Braconidae
Gene: muc
Product: dihydrolipoyllysine-residue acetyltransferase component of pyruvate dehydrogenase complex, mitochondrial
Exons: 6
Coding region: 406-1845 (479 amino acids)
Biological process (GO): pyruvate decarboxylation to acetyl-CoA
Cellular component (GO): pyruvate dehydrogenase complex
Molecular function (GO): dihydrolipoyllysine-residue acetyltransferase activity
Source: RefSeq, a predicted model, not a curated record